This is a messenger RNA of Lentinula edodes (shiitake mushroom), 1181 nucleotides long. RefSeq names its product peptidase C65 Otubain-domain-containing protein. Gene Ontology annotation, molecular function: ubiquitin binding; cysteine-type deubiquitinase activity. Gene Ontology annotation, biological process: protein K48-linked deubiquitination. Gene Ontology annotation, cellular component: nucleus. Lineage: Eukaryota; Fungi; Basidiomycota; Agaricomycetes; Agaricales; Omphalotaceae. Bases 1 to 822 code for a protein of 273 amino acids. The record is from RefSeq and is a predicted model, not a curated record. The transcript is spliced from 7 exons.
AUGCAACUCGUAGAUAUCUCGACACUCUCCGUAGCACAAGUAUACGAGCUUAAUCAGAACCUACUAGACCUUACUGCCGAUGUACAACGUCCCCUCAUAGCUAAUAUGGCGCCUAUCUCCGAGCUGCGAGCAGAAUAUGAAAAUGGAUCUCCUUCGUUUGUUCAGCAAAUAGACUAUCUUCAAUCUCAAGGCUAUUCAUCGAUCAUACGGGCUCGAGGUGACGGCGACUGCUUCUAUAGAUCUGUUGCUUUCGCAUACGUCCAAAAUCUCCUUCAUGCUCCCGACCCUACUAUCGCUGUAGCGACGGCCUUAUCAACUCUAGAAGCGACUACCAAAUUGCUGGAAAGCGUGGGAUUCGAGAAGAUGGUGUUUGAGGAUUUUUAUGAAGUGCUAGAGGAACUAGUGAAAAGCGUUGUUACUCCUAACGCGUCUGGAAGCAUCUUAACCGAUGAGGGACUUUUGGAAACAUUUCAAGAUCCAGAGAAAUCCAACUCCAUUGUAGUGUAUUUGCGGAUGUUAACAUCUGCGCAAAUUCGGCUGGAUCCAGAGAAUUUCGCUCCAUUCCUCUUCCAUCCUGAACUGGGAGAGCCGAUGGAAAUAAGGGAUUUUUGUGAACACUUUGUUGAUGCGACUGGCAAGGAAGCAGACCAUGUCCAGAUGACAGCGCUUUCUAGGAUGAUUCGUACAAAUGUAGAUGUUGCCUAUCUGGAUGGACGAGGGUCUAAUGGACAAGUGGAAUUCGUGAAAUUCCAACCAGACGAAACCGCGGAAGCCGCCGCAUCACCUGGACAUUAUGAUAUUUUAGUAGGCCCCAAACACUGAAUUGCAGCUUCGCAAGAGCUCAUACUGUAUCUGCGAUGUGCAAGAAUCACUACAUUUUAUUUCGGAGAAUUCAGUUCUCCUGCCACUGUAUUCAUGAACCGUUUUGGAAAAUGUCAACGCGCCACUGCUAUCGAUCGUCCUCUCAAUUCAAAAUCGUCGGAGACGGGUUGCCCCCUGUUUACGUAUAAACCAAUUCACGACGCUGUCUUAACCACUACAGUCUUCCACAGUUCAUCUAGAGUACAGGCACUCUUCAGACGUUAUCUACACCUCUUGUGAUAAGCCAUCCAUAUGGCAUGCGGGAAGCUCUGCUAUAUAUGGGACCCAAGCGGGUCAUUCUGAGAAUGCAUAUAAAUACG